Molecule: messenger RNA, 4422 nt
Organism: Cottoperca gobio
Lineage: Eukaryota; Metazoa; Chordata; Actinopteri; Perciformes; Bovichtidae
Gene: plcb2
Product: phospholipase C, beta 2
Exons: 31
Coding region: 24-3812 (1262 amino acids)
Biological process (GO): phosphatidylinositol metabolic process; G protein-coupled receptor signaling pathway; lipid catabolic process
Cellular component (GO): cytoplasm
Molecular function (GO): calcium ion binding; phosphatidylinositol-4,5-bisphosphate phospholipase C activity
Source: RefSeq, a predicted model, not a curated record
CCACAAAGACCGCUCCUGUCACCAUGAAGAUGGAUCCGAAAGGUUUUUAUGUCUACUGGGUCAACCAAAGCAAGGAGACAAUAUUCCUGGAUGUUGCUACUGUCCGAGAUACCAGAACAGGAAAAUAUGCAAAACUUCCCAAACACACCAAGGUCCGUAACGUGUUCAACAUGGACUUCCCGGACAGCAACCAUCUCGCUAAAACUCUGACCAUCGUCUCAGGUCCCGACACCGUGAAUCUGACCUAUCAUAACUUCUUUGCCUCUAAGGAGAAAGUGACCCAGAACUGGGCAAAUGACAUACUUGCGAUCGCCUACAACACAGCAAGAAACAAUGCGUGCAGACAAGUCUUCCUGGACAAAAUAUUCAUCCGCAUUUCUCUUCACACCAACAAGGACGGCAAGAUCCCAGUGAAAAAUAUUUACAAGAUGUUCCCUGCGGAUAAGAAGAGGGUGGAAAGUGCCUUAGCAUCAGCACACCUCCCUAAAGGAAAGCAUGAUACCAUGAAGCCUGACGUCUUUACCGACUCUGCCUUCAAGGCCUUUCUGAAAAACCUCUGCCCUCGGCCUGAGAUCUAUGAGAUCUUCACUUGUUACUCCAAAAAACCCACCAUGACGAAGGAGAAUUUCACCAAGUUCCUCAACGAGAAACAGAGGGACUCCCGGCUCAACGAGGAGCUGUUUCCACGUCUGCGGCAGGACCAGAUCAAGGUUCUGAUGGAGAAAUAUGAACCCUGCGCCUCUAAUUCAAACAGAAGUCUGAUUUCUCCAGAGGGUCUCUUAUUCUUCCUGAUGGGGCCGGAAACAUCAGUUGUCAUGCAGGACAAGCUGGCCAAGUGUCAGGACAUGGCCCAACCCAUACCUCAUUACUUUGUCAAGUCCUCCCACAACACGUACCUCACAGCUGGUCAGUUCUCUGGCGUGUCCUCUCCAGAGAUGUACCGUCAGUGUCUGCUGUCGGGCUGCCGCUGUCUGGAGCUGGACUGCUGGAAGGGCAAACCUCCAGAUGAAGAGCCCAUCAUUACCCACGGCUUCACCAUGACAACCGAGAUCCUCUUCAAGGAUGUGAUUGAGGCCAUCGCUGAGAGCGCCUUCAAGACCUCACAGUAUCCCAUUAUCCUCUCAUUCGAAAACCACGUUGACUCAGUGAAACAGCAGGAGAAGAUGGCCAACUACUGCAAAACCAUAUUUGGUGAUGCCCUGCUAACAGAUCCACUGGACAAAUACCCCCUGAAGCCGGGCCAGCAGAUCCCCAGCCCAUCUGAGCUCAUGGGUAAGGUCCUAAUCAAAAACAAGAAGGGCAGCCAUGAAAAGCCAACCCAGACUAAGAAAACCAGCACAGCAGUCACUGACCAGACUACAACCACAGCUGCCCCCACCCAGGACCCAAACACCACUCCUCAGGAUCCUGCACCCACCACCCAGGAGAACCAAGAGGGGGACGCAGCUGUGGAGGACACUGAGGAACAAGAGGAGACAGAUGAACAGGACGAGGAGAAAAUGAAGACGUCAGAUGAGGGCACAGCUGGACAAGAAGUCACAGCCUAUGAGGCGAUGUCAUCCCUGGUCAACUACAUCCAGCCCAACAAAUUCAUCUCUUUUGACAGUGCUAGAAAGAAAGACAAGAGUUACAUCAUCUCAUCUUUAGUGGAGACCAGAGGGGAGGCGAUGAUUUCCAAGACUGCUGUCGAAUUUGUGGAAUACAAUAAGAGGCAGAUGAGCAGGAUUUACCCCAAAGGAACAAGAAUGGACUCAUCCAAUUACAGCCCGCAGCCUUUUUGGAAUGUAGGCUGCCAGAUGGUGGCGCUCAACUACCAGACGAUGGAUUUCCCCAUGCAGCUGAACAUGGCUCUGUUCGAAUUCAACGGCAGAACGGGCUACCUGCUCAAACACGAUGUUCUGCGUCGCAGUGACAAGAAGUUUGACCCUUUCUGUGACAGGAUUGACACGGUUGUGGCGAGCACACUGACCAUAAAGAUCUAUUCGGGAGAGUUUCUGUCUGACAAGAACGUGAAAACGGGAGUGGAGGUGGAGGUGAUUGGGCUGCCGGGAGACCCCAAAAAGAAAUAUCGCACCAAGUGGUCCACAACACCCAACGCCAUCAACCCACUGUGGAAUGAGGAGCCUUUUGUUUUUGAGAAGAUCCUGCUCCCAGAAAUGGCCUCUCUAAGAAUUGUAGUCCAUGAGGAGAACGGUAAAUUCUUGGGACACAGGAUCAUCCCGCUGGAUGCUAUCCAAUCAGGUUUCCAUCACAUCUGCCUGCGCAGUGAGAGCAACAUGCCGCUCACUCUGCCUGCUCUCUUUGUGUACAUCGAGGUCAAGGACUACAUCCCUGCUGCCUUCGCAGAUUUCACAGAUGCCUUAUUUAACCCAACAAAGGGAACAGAGAAGACCACAAAGGCCCCAAAGGAGUCAUCCUCCAACUACAUUUCUCCCUAUGAGUUGCCUCCUGCGGUCCAAACCCCCACGGACAAAGCUAAGGAAAAUGAGGCCCCGGCUGCAGAAAAUGCAGCACCUGAACCUACACCACCAGUAGAUGCCAAUGACGAAUCAUCCCAGUCUCCCCCAGAGGCAGAAGCAGAACCAGCUAAAGAAGAGUCUGAGAACCAGGUGGACACUCCACAACCUGCUGCAGAACCUCCUCAAACUCCUGACAACACUCCUGCUGAAGAACCAGCCCUGGACGCAGGAACCCUUCCUGAAGCGGCUCCUUCCCCUGAGGUGGAAGCAGAGCCAGAGCCAGAGGCAGCUCCUGAGGAGGAAGCAGAGCCAGAGCCAGAGGCAGCUCCUGAGGAGGAAGCAGAGCCAGAGCCAGAGGCAGCUCCUGAGGAGGAAGCAGGUCCAGUACCAGAGGCAGCUCCUGAAAACACAAAGGAGCAGCCUAACGACUCCAGUGCAAACCCUGAGCCUGCUUCAGACGACAAACCGGACACAGAAGCUGCUACCACUGCUGAAGAGCCUGCUGCUGUGGCCUUGCCCUCUGCAGCAAGUGCAGCGCCCGAGUCUGCAGGAUCAGGUGACUCAUCUUCGCCGCCGGCAUGCAGCGAAGUGCCUUCGACUGUGACUACUGAAGAACUGACACAGCACAAGAACUAUCUGAAGGUCAUCAAGCGCCAGGAGAGAGACAUGAAAGAGGCAGAAAAGAAGUAUCAGAAAAAAGGAGAGGAUCAGAUUCAGAAAUACUCUGACUCCUUCAAGACCAUCAAGAAGAAGGUCUCUUUGAAGAAAAAAGAGGGAGGGGGAAGCACCUCUGACUCCAGCGUGGUGACGGAGCGGGUGCAGGAGCAGAAGGACAAGAUGCAGGUUGAGCUGCAAGCUCUGUGGAGGGAGCAGUAUGAUCAGCUGAAGAAGAAGAAAGAGCAGUGUGCUACAGAGAGACUGGCCAAACUGUUGGAGAUGGCCACAGAGAGACACACCAUUGAACUGAAGACCCUGGAGAGUGAAGCCAAAGAGAAUAAGAGGAAACCGCUCUUGAAAUGUUCUUCCUCAGAGAAAGCAAAGCUGAAAAAGACAAUGAGCAUGGACGUGUUGGAUGAGCCUAGUCAGUCUGAUUGUGCAUCUUCAGAUUACAGCCCGCAGCAAACGGAUCUGAUAAAGAAACAAACGGCUACACUGGAGGAAAUCAAGAACCUGACUAAUCAGCUCAAUCAGGAAGCCCUGAAGGAGCACGAUCAGAAAUUGAGGUCUCUGCCAGGCGAGGCGAAGGAGGCUGUCAAUGUCUGUGUGGGAGUCCACUUUCCCGAGCUGGUUGACCAGGCAGGAAACAAGAAGGCGGAGGGAGUGGGCUUCUAUGGAGAUGUCUUCCUGGGUUAGAUGUGCCUGUUGAUCCCUGACCCUUCAGUGUGACCUUCUCCUAACCUUUUAGAAACCUUACAUAACCUGCAGUCCGAUCUUAACUGUGGAAGAGUAGAAGAUUAAAGUAGCUCUGUGUGAAAUUUCAAUUUAGAGGUGCUAUUCACAGAGAGAGCUCUUUUGGGAGUCAUUAAGCCGUAAUGAUGUUUUCGUGGAUGUCCUGUAGACCAAAAGUUUGAUCAAUUGGAAAUGAUUUUCACUUUUCUUUUUCGAUCUUUAUUUCUGUUGCUUUUCAACAAUAAGAAACACAGCGACAGAUAUCUUCCAGAUGAAGGUGCAUCAAUAAAAGCUUCAUUUUGGUACACACGGUCUCCUUUCUGUUCUCUUAAUGAGUUCGUAUAUAGGAAUAAAUGUACCGAGAAAUAUGUAGCGGCAAAAAUGGGUUAUCAGAGUCUGCAGGCUGAAUGGAGACAAUGACUGUCUGUCACACUUCAGGACAUUGUGUGUGAUACUCCAUGGAGCCACAGCAAUGCAUUCACUCUGUGUUGCAGUUGUAAAGAAGGUUUUGCAGAAAAAAUAGCUACAUUGACUCAAGAUAAAUAGUUAUUAAUAAACUGUACUGUGCACCAUA